CCCGUUAGCACGCGACUAAACUCUGUUUAGACAAGUUUGUCUUGUGCGUCGGUGUGGAAAUGGAAGCAGGCAGGAUGUUGUUAGAUUAGAAACAAAGUUAGAUGAUUUUCUUUCUUUCUGAAGUCUGAAGGGUCUGUUUUAAACAAAUGUUCCUGUACGUACAGUUGGGUCCUGCUUGGAAGAAGUUUCGAGUUUAUUGUGGAAUGACGGUUUGUUUUCGGAUCUGAAUUUUAUACAAGUCAGCUGUAAUUGAGGGAAGCCAGUCUGCAGGAAAAAUGAAUAAUUUGUCUUUUGACGAUCCGUCACUGGAUAGCUUGGAUCCAAGUUUAUCCCUAAAUGAUCCAAGUGAUAUUGACACAGCUCUGUUGAACGACAUUGACGAUAUGCUCCAGUUGAUCCACAACCAGGAGAUGGAGUUCACCAGCUUGUUUGAUUCCACCUUUCCUCCAGCAGCACCAGAUCCAGCGCAUGACCUUUCAGCCCUGGCUUCUUCUAGCUUGGCUCCUACUUCCCGCAACUCCUCCACCUCAUCCAUCCUGAGCAACAGCCCACAUCUGGAUGCUCUCCUGGGUCCCCCUGUCAGCCGCAACUCCUCCACCCCAGACCAGACUUUCCAUGCCCCAAAAUUUCAACAAGCUCCCUCUACUCAGGUGACCGCUACACCUGUGACUCCAAGCAAGGUGAAUCAGCCCAAAGUGCAAACACCUCAACCUGUACUUCACCCACCAAGUAAGGCUCCUCAGAGCCCUACGUUCUCCUCAAGUCCUCAGCAGCCUGUGACUAAUUAUGCAAACCAGAACGGAUACACUGCAGUCCCUCAGCAGGGCUCUCCCCAGCCCGUGCCCAGUGUUGCCAGCUCUCCACAGACCAUUAAGCCGGUAGCAAUCCAGGCUCAGGUCCAGAGUCUGUCUCCAUCUUCCAUCCUCACCACCUCCUCCAGUCCCCCAGCACAGACUCACGUCCAGCAAGUUCCUGUCUUGUUGCAGCCUCAGUUCAUCAAGGCAGAAUCUCUCCUCCUCACCACCCUGAAGCCAGACGUGUCCAUGGUAACUACAGUAGCAACUCCGUGCAUCACAUCUCUGGCUACAUCCACAGCUCCAGUACAGAGCACCUCACUGCAGGCUCUGAUGAACGGCGGGACAAUCCUGACCACUGUUCCAGUCAUGGUGGACACAGAGAAGCUGCCCAUCAACCGUAUAGCCAUCAGCAGCAAGUCGGGUAUGCAUACCCACAAAGGCGAGAAACGCACAGCACACAACGCCAUUGAGAAGCGCUACCGGUCCUCCAUCAACGACAAGAUCAUCGAGCUCAAGGACCUGGUGGCUGGCACCGAGGCUAAGCUGAAUAAAUCUGCAGUGCUGAGGAAAGCUAUUGAUUACAUCCGGUACCUGCAGCAGGCCAACCAGAAACUGAAGCAGGAGAACAUGACUCUCAAAAUGGCCAACCAAAAGAACAAGUCUCUGAAAGACCUAGUGGCCAUGGAGGUAGACGUGAAAACUGAACUUCCCACUCCUCCAGCCUCUGACGCCGGCUCGCCGGAACCCAGCGGCUCCUUCUCUCACUGCAGCAGCGACUCGGAGCCUGACAGUCCCAUGGGAGAGGACAGCAAGCCUAUGUCCAGUGCUGAGAAGGCUGCUGGAGGGAUGCUGGACCGCUCACGGAUGGCUCUGUGUGCCUUCACCCUCCUCUUCCUCUCCUUCAACCCAUUAGCAUCUCUGAUGUUCAGGCUCCAAAACAGGGCUGGAGAAGUUGUUCCCCCGGGCCACUCGGGAACUGGCAGGAAUAUGCUGGCAUUUGAUAAUGCAGCUGAUUCAUGGGGCUGGAUGGACUGGAUGCUGCCCACUCUGUUGGUGUGGCUGCUAAAUGGUGUUCUGGUAGCUGGUGUCCUGAUCAAGCUAUUGGUGUAUGGAGAGCCCGUCACUAGACCACACUCUGAAUCCUCCGUCCUGUUCUGGAGACACCGUAAACAGGCUGACCUUGACCUGGCCAGAGGAGACUUUGCCCAGGCCUCUCAGAACCUGUGGACAUGUCUGAAGGCUCUUGGUCGUCCUCUGCCCACCUCUCAGCUGGACUUGGUGUGUGCGGUGCUGUGGUCUACCCUGCGUCUGUGGCUGCAGAGGCUGUGGGUGGGCCGCUGGCUGGCCUGCAGGGCUGGAGCUCUGCGUGUCGAUCGCCCCCUACAGGACGAUGCACGCAAGAGCAGCCGUGAUGCUGCCCUCGUCUAUCACCGCCUGCACCAGCUGCACAUGACCGGGAAGCUCGGCGGCAGCCACCUGUUUGCAGCGCACAUGGCUCUGAGUGCGGUGAAUCUAGCCGAGUGUGCCGGAGACUGUCUGUCUGUGGCCACGCUGGCUGAGAUCUACGUCUCCGCUGCCCUUAGAGUAAAAACAAGCUUGCCCCGCCUGCUGCACAUCACCUCUCGUGGCUUUCUGAGUCGUGCUCGACAGGCCUGUCUGUCCCCCAGUGGCAGUGUUCCUCCUGCCAUGCAGUGGCUCUGCCACCCUCUGGGUCAUCGCUUCUUUGUGGACGGAGACUGGUCUGUACGCAGCACACCUAAAGAGAGCAUCUAUAGCCAGGCUGGAAACACGGUGGAUCCUCUGGCUCAGGUGACUCAGGCUUUCAGGGAGCACCUGCUGGAGAAGGCUCUGUACUGCGUGGCUCAGCCACGUGGAGACAAGAGCCCCAACGAGGGACAAGGCGAGUACUCGGAUGCCCUGGAGUACCUGCAGCUGCUGAACAGUGCCUCUGAUGCAGCAGGAGCUACCACACAGGCCUUCGCCAUCGGCUCAAACAUGGCCACCGUCACCGGCUGUGAUCCUCACUCAAAAUGGUGGUCGUCAGUUGCCGUGGUGAUUAUUAACUGGCUGCAGGGAGAUGAUGUAGCGGCAGAGAGGUUGUAUCCAGCGGUGGAACAUCUUCCACGUAGUCUUCAGUCAGACGAAAGUUCACUACCCAAAGCCUGUUUGAACAUGUUUAAAGCAGUGCGCGCCCUGCUGGCCAAACCAGAGAACAGACAGCUGAGUCUGAGCUACUGUGAGAAAGCCAGCAGCCUGUUCAGAGACAGCCUCAAUCUUGGGCCACACUGUAGCAGCAGCACUUUAGACAAGUUGGUGCAGUUGUUACUGUGUGAUCUGCUGCUGGUGACACGCACCAGUCUGUGGCGAGAGCAGCAAAUUUGUUCUCCAGCUUCCCCUCAGCAGAGCUCGGCUUCGGCAGCAUCUCCCACUGAGCUGCAGGGCUUCCAGCAGGACCUGAGCUCUCUGCGCAAACUCGCCCACAGCUUCCGACCUGCCAUGCGUAGGUUGUUUCUGCAUGAAGCCACUGCCAGGCUAAUGGCAGGAGCAAGUCCAACACGCACACACCAGCUCCUGGACCGCAGUCUGCGCCGCCGUGCCACACCUGGAGGCAAAAUCGAGGAGUGUGAGACGCGGCCAGGCCAGCGUGAGCAGGCAGAGGCGGCCAUGUUGGCAUGUUGGUAUCUGCCGCCGUCGUUCCUGUCGGCCCCGGGCCAGAGGGUGGGGAUGUUGGCAGACGCUGCACGCACUCUUGAAAAGCUGGGAGACAAACGCACGCUCCAUGACUGCCAGCAGAUGAUCAUCAAACUGGGCAGCGGGACCACAGUCGCCUCCACCUAGAGACAAAAGACUUUCAACUCCCCCUCACCUCACCCUCUUGAACUAACACCGUUAUCAAUCUCAAAUUUUCUGUCACAUGUUUUCUGGUUGCAGGCUUUGGCCUUUAUCAAUUAACCCACUCGUUUUAGUUUAGUGCAGUCCCCCCCCCCCAUUUUGUUAAUUUCUUUUUAACUUCUCCCUGUUUUUCUUUUAUAGCUAUUAUUUAAAUAAUUUAAUAAUUUAAUUUGGAUAUUUUUGUCAAAAUGCUGAUGGUUAAUGUUGUACAUCUUACUUAAAGGUGUGGUCAGUAAUUUUAAAUGUAGAAAUAAUUGUGAUAUUUAGCCAAGUUUCCCUUAGGUUUUAGGCAGCUGUCUAGUAAAUAUCAUCUCCGAGGAGAAAUUCCUGUCUCUGUGGUGCCUCGAGCUCUGAAAUGGAAGAAAAAAUAAAACCGUAUGGACACCGGGCAAUCGGAACAACAGAGGUGUUUCGACUUGUCUGUCAAACCUGAAGGCUGCUUUAUCACACUUUGGAUUCAAAACGGAUACCUUCAGCUACUUUUCUUUUAAAAUUGCUUACUACACCUUUAAAGUAAUAUUUCACGUAUAGAUGCCGUCUGGGCCUCUGUAGUUUUUGCUGUAAUGAGGUGCUUUGUAAGCACCAGCUUUGUCCACUAGAUGGCAUUUUAUUGAGCAGCAUUGGAUGCUUAUGAGUGGCCGUACAGGGCCGUUGGACACAUCAUUGCAGUUCCCCUAAACGUACUACUGGCGUUCCACACACAGUCCUUGUCUCUAGCUGUAAUGAUAUGAUGGUGUAUGUACAUGUGUGCAUGUUUCUGUCUAAAGCAGCAUCUCGGCCACCUGCUGAGUCUACCAGUUUUGUACAGCAUAACCAGGUAACUCUGUUGCCUGGAUAUCGAGGCUUAACCUGUGUGCAAGGGAGCUAGGCGUUAUGGGAGUGAUGAGAUUUUCCUUUUCAUUACAUCUGUACAGACCUUUCUAAUCUGCACUACCCUUACUGGGGCUGACUACUUCUACAUGACUUAAGAGCGCAUAUGGCUUUACAAGGUUCUUUUCUUGUAACGUUUUCCUUGUACAUAUUUUUAAAGACAUGUAUUUAUAAUUUUGUCUAAAGAUAUACUGUAGGUGAACAGUGUUUUCUAGGAACAGGCAAAAGGGGACUACUACCGUACAUGGAUGUUUUAUUGGAACACCGUGCUAGAGCAGAAAGCAUCAUUAACGCCACCCUUCUGGAAGUAAUGAGUAAAGCGUUCAUCGCUGUGAAUAUGGGACCAGUUUAGAGUUUCACUUAAAAUGUUUAAGUGGAGAAUCUGACUGCCAGGUAACUCGUCCCAGAUAAGUGGGAAAGACUUGAACAGGGUGCUUGUUCUUGAAGUGUCUUGUCCAUUUACACUACUGAGAGAAGCGAUAGUUAAUAUUUGAAGUGCGCAGCUCCUGAACCUACUUGGUAAAAUGUGUGGAUGGAAUGCCACCAUGAAUGGUCACAAAACUGAGCCAGUCUGUUUUGAUACAGUUCACCAUCAUUUACCUUUAUCCAAAAACAUUUUUUUCCUUUUUUUUUAAAUAUAAAUGAGACCGUUCUUUGAGAGAGCCUCAUCUGCAUUCCACUUUCAGCCACGGUAAGGUUUCAAAAGCUCUCACCUGUAAAUUUAACCGAGUUUCAGAGGUUGUAUUGUAAAUGGCAGACUCGUGACCUGUAUGCUAAUCAGUGUGGCGUGUUCAUAGUCACAAUUUCAACAAAAAUGUUUGAACAGUCUGUCCAAAUGUCGGCUCUUUGAUUUAUUCUUGAGAAUGUAAAUAAAAGUUGUUUUGUAGCAUAUG
Messenger RNA from Neoarius graeffei (lesser salmon catfish), 5452 nucleotides. It is a transcript of the gene srebf1, whose product is annotated as sterol regulatory element binding transcription factor 1. The transcript has 19 exons. Gene Ontology annotation, biological process: regulation of transcription by RNA polymerase II. Gene Ontology annotation, cellular component: nucleus. Bases 276 to 3635 code for a protein of 1119 amino acids. The record is from RefSeq and is a predicted model, not a curated record. Lineage: Eukaryota; Metazoa; Chordata; Actinopteri; Siluriformes; Ariidae. Gene Ontology annotation, molecular function: protein dimerization activity; DNA-binding transcription factor activity, RNA polymerase II-specific; RNA polymerase II cis-regulatory region sequence-specific DNA binding.